GCGCGGGGCGGGGCGAUGGCGCGGCUGUGGCGGUGCGGCGAGGAGCUGGGGGACGCGGCGCGGCAGCAGGAGCGGCACUACGAGCUGCUGUCCGAGCUGCAGGCGCUGGUGAAGGCGCUGCCCAGCUCCUGCCAGCAGCGUUUGUCUUACACAAUCCUCAGUGACCUGGCAUUAGCACUCCUUGAUGGAACAGUCUUUGAGAUUGUUCAGGGUCUGCUUGAGAUUCAGCAUCUGACAGAAAAGAACCUCUACAACCAGCGGCUGAAGCUGCACAACGAGCACCGAGUGCUCAAGCAAGAAAUGUUCCACAAACACAAAGAGGCCCAGCAAUCCUGUAAACCACAUAACCUGCCACUCCUCAGAGCAGCUCAGCAGAGAGAAAUGGAGACUGUGGAGCAGCGAAUUCGAGAUGAACAGCGAAUGAUGGAUGAGAAAAUAGUCUUGGAACUAGACCAGAAAGUAGUUGACCAGCAGAGCACCCUGGAGAAAGCUGGAGUGUCUGGAUUUUAUAUCACCACAAACCCUCAGGAGCUGACUUUACAAAUGAACUUACUAGAACUAAUUCGGAAGUUGCAGCAAAAGGAAACACAGCCAGAGAAAGCAUUCUCCUGAAUGGACCCAGCUGCAGUUUUCCAGAAUGUCUGACUUCUUGCUAAUGCAUAGAGUACUAAAUGCAUUUGCUAUAAAAAAGCAAGAUAAAGAAGCCACUUUCCACCAAGUCUGGAAAAGAUGGCCCCUUUUUACUGGGAGUUGGAGGACUCCAAAGUACCGAGGGACAGUUGGAGUAAGGUGUUUGUAAUGAUUUCUACUGUGUUUACUACGCAUCUCAGUUACAGCUGUUGAAAAAAAUUUCACUGACCUCUAUUCUCAGUUUUAAUAAGUGAUUAAGGUCUUGUGGUCCUUGAAUAACACAUGUUUUGUAAUGUCUCUUCUGAAGUCAUUACCUCUUGAAUGUUGUAUAAAAUGUAGCAAAAGGUCUGAAGGAAGUAACUCUGGGUACUUGGAACAUGUCAGUAACAUCUCCUUUUGGAAAACAGGAUAAUAGAUGCAAUGUUUAAGUGACAUUUUGGAAACCAUCUGUGGGUCAUCUUGGAUUCCAAAUAAUAUCUCCUACUCAGUCUCAAAAUACAGAUCUCUUUCCUCGUGUUCUCAGAGGGCAUGGGUUUCUGAUAAAGGACCAUAAAUAACAAGAAAGGAUUGAAUAGCUGCUGAUAUCAAAAACAGGUACAGUAAACACUCUGGUAACCGGCACCUUACAAGCUGGUAUGCUCUGUUAAUAGAGCAUACCAGCUUGUAAGGAAAGUGAAACUGGAAGUGCCCACCAUGGCACUUCCGGUUUCUCCGGGCCCCCAUGGCCCAGGGCAAAGCAGCCUGCACUGACGAGCCCCCACGGGCCAGGGACAUAACAGGCUGUGUGGGGUUGUGUGAGGCCCACCUCCCUGUCCCACGGGGCCCACAGGGCCUGCGGGAGGGGUGGUGAUGCCACAGGAGGGGCAGAGGAACACCCCAGAUGCGGCAGAAGAAGCUGCAGCCGGGGCCGCUCAAUUAACCAGCAUAUUUUGUUAUCUGGCGUCCCCCAUUCCCAAGGGAUGCCGGAUAACAGAGCUUUUACUGUAAUUGGAUGGCUUUACUUUGCUGUGGAGGCUGAGCAUGGCCUUUCUAGUCUCAUCUUGGUACACAAUUAGGAAGCUAUGAAUCAAGACUUCUGUAUGUGUUAAGAUAAAAAUAACCUUUUUAAAGCAAGCUGGAGCACACUUUCCCUUUCCAAAGCAGCCUCUUUAUUUUGAGUGUUGUUUCUUAAAGAAAAAGCCAGGCCUGCAUAGUGCUUUUGACAUUAGAGGUGCAGUUUCAUGAGGGAACCUUUGGACACCUAUACACAUGCUCCGGGGACUGGGAAGAGGGUGUUUUAAUCAGAGUGGCUUACAUAUUCAGCAUCCUGUGUUUCAAAAUGGUGACAGGGGCCACAUAUUGGGAACACCAUCUUGGCACUGCACAUGAAUAUUGUGGUUGGUUUACUACACUCUAUGCUACUUCAGUGCCAGGUUCAGAUUGCAUAACAAAUAAAAGUUCACCUGUGUUUCUA
Messenger RNA from Alligator mississippiensis (American alligator), 2083 nucleotides. RefSeq names its product protein DGCR6. The record is from RefSeq and is a predicted model, not a curated record. The coding region runs from base 16 to 612 and encodes 198 amino acids. The transcript has 5 exons. NCBI's taxonomy places the organism in Eukaryota, Metazoa, Chordata, Crocodylia, Alligatoridae.